Molecule: messenger RNA, 995 nt
Organism: Pelobates fuscus (common spadefoot toad)
Lineage: Eukaryota; Metazoa; Chordata; Amphibia; Anura; Pelobatidae
Gene: DUSP3
Product: dual specificity phosphatase 3
Exons: 3
Coding region: 129-779 (216 amino acids)
Biological process (GO): protein dephosphorylation; negative regulation of MAPK cascade
Cellular component (GO): cytoplasm
Molecular function (GO): MAP kinase phosphatase activity; protein tyrosine/serine/threonine phosphatase activity
Source: RefSeq, a predicted model, not a curated record
ACAACGCUGGAAUACAAUGACCUUUCCACAGCAUUUUGGGUUUGCACGCAACAUUACUAACAUAGUUUUGAUCAUCACGUUCAUCUGCAAUUUGUGUUAAACGUCCUAUUGGCCAGCAACCACCAUAAAUGGUUAGUCAAUUCUACUAUUUAAAGCCCGCCUACCCAACCAGAGCGACACGGGAGGUGCGUGGAGGGAGUGUUGAUAGGCCUCUGUGUUCUUUCCACAGAAUGUCGGAUUAUGAGUUGUCGGUAAUCGAGCUCAAUGACCUGCUGUCGACCAGUUGCGGUGUUUAUGCCCUGCCUUCAGAAGACAUAAACGAGGUUUUCCCUCGAAUCUACGUGGGCAACAAAUCUAUAGCAGAAAAUAUUACGGAGUUAUGUCGUCUUGGGAUUACUCAUAUUCUCAAUGCUGCUGAAGGGAAGUCUUUCAUGCAUGUAAACACCAACAGUGAUUUCUACAAUGGAACAGACAUUGUCUACUAUGGUAUUAAAGCCAACGAUACACCAUAUUAUAACCUCAGUUCUCAUUUUGAGAAAACCUCAGACUUUAUUGAUAAAGCUUUAUCACAAAAAAAUGGUCGUGUAUUAGUUCAUUGUCGUGAAGGCUACAGCCGCUCUCCCACUUUGGUUAUAGCUUAUCUUAUGGUCCACCACAAGAUGGAUGCGAAAACUGCUGUCUCCUUAGUCCGCGAAAAGAGAGAGAUUGGACCAAAUGAUGGAUUUCUAAAGCAGCUGUGUCAGCUUAAUGCAAAACUAGCAGCGGAAAACAAGCAUUAAUACUGAUUAUACUCCUAUAAAACCUGUACGUUUAUUUUACUGCCAGAUACAUUUACAUUGCAAUCACACUUUUUUUUUGUUAUUCUCUUUUAUUUUACAUUGUGUUUCAGAAUGAUUACAUUUUUAAAUGGACACUCCAUGCGCCAAUACAACUUAUAAGACUUUGGCUUAAUUAAUAUGUUAUUUUUCGCAAUUUAUAGCUUUUGUGCAAAAAUA